UGUCAAAUCAGUUGGUUGACGGCAAUUUGUUACGUUAGUUGUUAGUGCGUAGACUUGACAGUUAUGGAAAAUAUUAAUUUGCACUUUGGGAGAUUUCUUUUACUGUACACAAUUUUAACUAGCCCCACCAUGGCUGUGAGCUACCGGGCAGCAGAGGGCAAAGCGCAGCCCAUCGCAGCAGAUGCUGCUGCCGCCAGAGCGUCGUCAGAUGCGGUGAAAGUGGUGUCCGGUACUAAGGUUAAGCGUUUCGAACGCAUGACUGUUCCUUUGGGCAGUCAAUUCAUUCAACAUCCAAUAUAUUUGGGCUACAAUUAUAUUGUGCCGCAAUGGCAGGCAUUUGCGAAAAUCGUUGGAGGAGGCGAGAGUACCGUUGACGGCGCAGUUACAUUCCAACCGUUUCCCUACACCAACGACAUUCGGGUAACGAUCAAUGUAACGGGACUACCGCCAGGAAAGCAUGCAAUUCACAUACACACUUAUGGCGAUGUAUCCGAGGGUUGCAAAUCCACUGGAGGGCAAUUUCCUAAUAAUUUCAUAGGCAAUAUCGACACCAAAGAGGACGGCAGCAUUUCAGCGGCUUUUCGCAGCGCGUAUUUGAGUUUGUUCGGUUUGAAUGGAAUUAUUGGUCGUUCGAUUGUUAUACAUGAAAAACCCAUCGACUUAAAUACAGCACUUAACGCUGAAGUUUUCUCCAGUUCACUGCAAGCAAUGACAGACGCUUUGGCCUAUCAGACCGAGGAGAACUCCGUUGGUCCAGCUAUUGCUUGCGGCAUAAUCAGCAUUACAAGUGCCGCAAUGGCAACGCCGCAACCAUUGAAUUAGGAAUACGCUCAUCAUCUGCCCAUACUUUAUAUAAUUAUGUACCUAUA
Molecule: messenger RNA, 869 nt
Organism: Ceratitis capitata (Mediterranean fruit fly)
Lineage: Eukaryota; Metazoa; Arthropoda; Insecta; Diptera; Tephritidae
Product: superoxide dismutase [Cu-Zn]
Exons: 3
Coding region: 64-822 (252 amino acids)
Biological process (GO): removal of superoxide radicals
Molecular function (GO): superoxide dismutase activity; copper ion binding
Source: RefSeq, a predicted model, not a curated record